Messenger RNA from Bursaphelenchus okinawaensis, 1851 nucleotides. NCBI's taxonomy places the organism in Eukaryota, Metazoa, Nematoda, Chromadorea, Rhabditida, Aphelenchoididae. The record is from the annotation of a GenBank genome assembly.
AUGAAGAAACAUUUACGUUCAGAAGCCUCAACUGUCAAAUACGACCGGUCGUUUAGCAAUAGCCCGGUUUUCACAUUCGGAAUGUCACGGGCCAAACAUACGGAUGACAUUAUGAAUAUUAAUGUCGGUGGGAAACGGUAUACGGUAGGUUUUCUGGAAAUAUAAUGAAAGUAAGGGAUAGGGUAGGAUGGGAUAAGAAAAAGUGUGGUGUGGUAAGGUAGCGUAAUGUAGGAAGCAAGGCAGGGCAGGACAGGGCAGGGCAAGACAAGGCAAGACAAUACAAGACAAGGCAAGGCAAGGCAAGGCAAAGCAAGGCAAGACAAGGCAAGGCAAGACAAGGCAAGGCGAGGCGAGGCGAGGCGAGGCGAGGCGAGGCGAGGCGAGGCGAGGCGAGGCGAGGCGAGGCGAGGCGAGGCGAGGCGAGGCGAGGCGAGGCGAGGCGAGGCAAGGCAAGGCAAGGCAAGGCAAGGCAAGGCAAGGCAAGGCAAGGCAAGGCAAAUCAUGGUAGUGUACGACUAGUGCGGUAAAGUGUCUAUUUUUCUUUGGUAUACCCUAAAGUUUCUACUGUUUGUAGGUCCGUCGCUCUGAUUUGAUAGCAGACCCAAGGAGCAAGUUGGCAGAUUGGUUUCGACCAAAUAAUAAUCGACCAGUCCCAACCGACAAAGGUGGUAACAUAUACUUGGACAGAGAUGCCAAGACAUUCCGACACAUCUUGGCCUACCUUCGGCUGAAAAAAGACCGUUUGGCUCCGACGUUGGCUUUACCUUCUAAGCCUGAUGAUUUGGCAAAGUAGGUUCUUUUUAAUAGCAGACCCUACUUCAGCAAAUUUUCAAAAAAAGUUAGAUUAUAAAUUUUAAAAAUGUCGAAUAAUUCUGAAAGAACAUCACAUGACAUUGUUAACGUUCUCUGUUUCAUACUCAAUCACUUUUGCUCGGUGUAAUCAAUCGAAACAGUACCAAACAGUCUGUAACGAGGCUUAGGUCGAGCACAGGAAUCGAACUUGCGAAGGGGCCGCUUUUGCUUGUUUGUUAGGCAAAGGUAAAAACCACUGCGCUACGAAGGCACAAUCGGAAAGGGACGUUGAUUGGCUUCUUUUUGCUCUUGAGGCGAAAUAAAGUAACUUACAAGGGAUAUACCCUACCUAUUCUUUUCAGAAUUAGCUCAAAAUUUUUAUUUGAAUUUUUUGUACUACCAGUAGUACCUAUAAAAAGUUUUACCUCGCGCUUUUGAUUUUUAAGAUUUAUAUACUUGAGUUUCUCGCGAAUUUCCCAAGCUUGGCAUUGUGUUUGAAGCACUUUUUUUGACUUUCCUAAAAAGCUACCCUUACAAAUUUGAAAUUUUAGUCUCAUUUAAAGCUUGUCUACUACAAUAUCAAAGAAAAAUGAUUAAAAGUCGAGAAAUGACAAAGUUAUGAGCUUGAAACACAAUGCCAAUUUGGCGCGACAUUCGAAACAGUUUUUUGAUUCUGUUUUUCAAGAUUAACUUGAACGCUCCCUUUAGUAAUUUUUCAACUUUUUAGAUUAGUUGCCGAAUGUGAAGCCCUAAACCUAGCCGAACUGAAGGAUGCUGCUCUAAACUUGUUGCACAUGUACGAAAGAAACGAAGAACAACAUUAUGUGACAACUUAUGUCCAAAGCGCGGUCAGAGAUUUCGAAAACUGGACCUUCGAAAGUGAUAACGGAGUUAAUAGUGUAAGUAAAAAAUGUUAUAAAAUUUUAAACUAAUUUUAUAAGGACAUAUUGUUUUACGGAUAACUUGUUACAGGAAGCGGUGAAGCGUCUUCGAGAGACUUCUGUACCAGAAACCAUAAACUUGAGCAAUAGUGCUUAUGACGAAUGGGACAAUUUGUAA